UGAGGGGCACGUUAUCGAAACUUAACAUAAUUUGGAGAAAUUUGACAGAAAUUGAAACAUGUCCUUGAGUUGCUCUGAAUUGAGACUACAAGGAUAAAACUAACAAAAUUGGAACUACGGAACCGAAGUGACGGACAAACUACAGGACCAAUGCUUUACCAAUAAAAUAAAAAAUGAAAAAAAACAGGACCUAAAUAUACAGGUUGUAAUUGGGAGAUAUUCUUAAUACAUAAAACAUAAAGGGUUUUACUGCAAAAAGCCUGGUUGGGCAAAUAAGCCUUUCCCCAGAUCUCCACUCUGCAACUUUCUUCAAACAACAAGAUGGAAAUAUCUUCCAAACCUGGAGACCCACUGCGAGGCUUCCACAACGUAAUGUGCGAUGGCACGAAAGUUGUCACCGAGAUCGUCUCCGAUCACGGCUCGAUCCACCUCUGCCUCUACCUCAUAACCCAAAACAUCCGCGACUUCAAAGACAUGGUUGUUGGGUUCGAUACAGAAUGGACUUUCGUCGACGCAGGCACUGGAAAAAUCGAAGCUCGCGUCGUCCUCAUCAAGCUCUUCUCCUGCAUUGGCUGCGUCCUCAUUAGAUUGGAUCACAAGUCGGGCCCGGUUUGCCCGUCUCUCAAGAAAUUUCUCAUCAUGAAGGAUGUGAUAUUUGUCGGGAUCCAGAUCAAGGAGGAUCUGGUGAAGUUGAGGGAGAAUUUUGGGAUUGAUAUUAGGAAUGUGGUGGAACUGACUGAGCUGGCUGCCAAUGUGCUUCGAAAGCCGCGGCUUUUCGCGUGUGGCCCGAGGGAUCUGGCAAGGGAGGUUUUGAAGGUUGGGGUUGAGCAGAGGCCGCAGGAUGUGAUAUGGACGAGCUGGGCUGAGGAGUCGCUUACGCCGGAGCAGAUUGAGUGCGCCACCAUUGAUGCUUAUCUUACUUACAAAACUGGGAAGAAGUUGUUGAGCAAAGAUUGACAAAUUGGUAGAAUCUAUUUUCAGGUGUCAUCUCUGUUUUUCUGUUGAGCCACUUAAGGCAAAUUGUUGUAGAGUUUUGUACCCAAUAAAACACUUUCAUUUUGUUGAAAAUUUGUUCAUCGUUUAUGGGAUUUCUUGUAUUGUUUUGCCUGUGUGAAAUGUCAACACAAGGUGGAUCAUGUUUCAAGCGUAGGGAGUUGGGCAUGGUUUGAUUGAAGAAUUGUAUGACAGGCAACAAGCAGAUUGGAAAAUCUCAUUGUUUGCAAUUUCAUGUGUCCAGUCCUGAUGUUGCUAGCAGCAAAAGCUUGUAUAAUUCCUCUUUCUAUGUCACUACAUCUUUCUGGGAACAAA
Messenger RNA from Prunus persica (peach), 1308 nucleotides. RefSeq lists its product as uncharacterized. Gene Ontology annotation, cellular component: cytoplasm; nucleus. Lineage: Eukaryota; Viridiplantae; Streptophyta; Magnoliopsida; Rosales; Rosaceae. The record is from RefSeq and is a predicted model, not a curated record. Bases 322 to 957 code for a protein of 211 amino acids. Gene Ontology annotation, molecular function: 3'-5' exonuclease activity; nucleic acid binding. Gene Ontology annotation, biological process: nucleobase-containing compound metabolic process. The transcript has a single exon.